GAACGAUCUGAUAUUGUUUGGUUUGAGACCCAACGCGUAACAGUGCAUCUGCUGGUGGUGUUCGGUGUGAAAAUUUUGUUAUUUUCAACUAGGAACGUGAUAAUUUAGUUAGUGCCAACGCAAUAACAGUAUCACAGCAACAACCAUGGUGAAUAAAAAGAUUAAACAAACCUACUGUGUGAUCGGAGCCGGUACGGCAGGUCUUUGUGCGGCGCGUCAUGCACUACAAGCAGACGGGCUCGUAACCGUGUUCGAGAUGGGCAAAGAGCUUGGCGGCACCUGGGUGUUUAACGAAGAGACAGGCAAGAAUGAAUACGGCAUCGAUGUACACUCGAGCAUGUACAAAGGGUUGAAGACGAAUCUGCCCAAGGAAAUCAUGGGCUAUCCAGACUUCCCCAUACCGGAACAGGAAAGCUCGUACAUCCCGGCGGAGGAAAUGUUAAAUUUCUUCCAACAAUUUGCCGAAUCAUUCGGUAUCUUGGAACACAUUCGCUUCAGCCACUACGUGGUACGGGUGAAGCCGACUAUCGACGAGAAAGGCUGGGAAGUGAUUGUGCGAGAUUGCCCGAAUGAUCGGCUGGUGACGUACACGUUUGACUAUGUACUCAUCUGCAACGGACACUACCAUACGCCGAACUUGCCCAAGUACCCCGGUAUGAAUGUUUUCCGUGGAAAGCAGAUGCACAGUCACGAUUACCGAAGCAAUGAAACAUUUGAAGGAGAAACUGUUCUUGUCAUCGGGGCAGGCCCAUCUGGAAUGGAUAUGGCUUACGAGAUCUCCAAGAAGGCAGUUCGAGUAACCUUAAGCCACCAUUUGAAGGAUAAGCCCCAAACGGUGUUCCCAGACAACGUAACACUGAAACCCGACGUAGUGCGUCUUACCGAAACCGGGGUACACUAUGCAGACGGUACCAGCCAAGAUUUCAGUGUCAUUUGCUACAGCACCGGUUACAAGUACACCUUCCCGUUCCUGAGCGUCGAUUGCGGCAUUACGGUUGAAGACAACUACGUGCAGCCGUUGUACAAACACUGCAUCAACAUUCAUUAUCCCACGAUGGCUUUCAUCGGACUUCCGUUCUACGUGUGUGCGGCUCAGAUGAUGGAUCUGCAGGCACGAUUUUGCCUGAAAUUCUUUAGCGGAGGGAAAGCGUUACCAUCGCGGGAGGAGAUGAGUGCCGAUACGAUGGCUGAGAUGGAGGAACGUUGGAAGCGUGGUUUGAAGAAACGGCAGGCACACAUGAUGGGUCCGGUGGAGGAUCGCUAUUACGAUGAUCUGGCACAGACGGCCGACAUUGAGCCAAUCAAGCCGGUGAUCAAGAAGCUGCAUAAGAUCAGUGCAAUGCGCUUUUCGGAAGAUUUGGUAAAUUUUCGUAACGAUAAGUUCCGGAUAGUGGACGAUGAAACGUUCGUGAAGAUUAACUAGGGUGCGUGCUGAGCAAACAAUACAAGUCCCUUUUGUUUGUUCACAGGACUAAAGGGUAUGCGAUUUGAUAUACGGUAAGAUAAAUGCGCAAUUUAGUACAAUUAUGGUAGAGUGGAAGAAUGCGUAAUAUGUAAUCGAAAUAUAAACAAAGAAUGUACAUAUAACAUAUACACCGAAUAAAUUUAACAAAAAUAUUGUGCGUGUUGUUGAAUGAGCUAUCCCAAGCAAUGAGCUUAAAUGUCCAUUUUCCGACUAACGCUGACGUCAAACCGAGUUGCAUAUACCGAGUUAAGUUGAUAAUCUUGGUGCACAUCAAAGUGCUGAUGAAAACUCUUGGUUCAAUUCUAUCAGUCAUGCCGUUUGUUGUGGUUGUUAUGUUAUUUACAGCGCUUUGCUGUUCCAACUCCAUCUCUAGAGAGAUAAAGCAUGGCUUCAAACACAUGUUUUUAGUUCUACAUAAACAAUUGUACACGAUUUGCGUAAGCUGUUGGUUGUUAUUCUGUUAAUUGCAAGCGAUAAUA
Molecule: messenger RNA, 1944 nt
Organism: Anopheles moucheti
Lineage: Eukaryota; Metazoa; Arthropoda; Insecta; Diptera; Culicidae
Gene: Fmo-1
Product: senecionine N-oxygenase
Exons: 3
Coding region: 146-1423 (425 amino acids)
Molecular function (GO): NADP binding; flavin adenine dinucleotide binding; N,N-dimethylaniline monooxygenase activity
Source: RefSeq, a predicted model, not a curated record